UUCGAAGCUAUGAAUAAAAUACCGUGAAAAAAGUUUAUACAAACGUACUUUUGUUGUGGUAUUGAUAACAUCUGUUUCAAUACGAGAAUUUUGCUUUUCCACCGCCACAUGUUAACAGCAUUACAACAUUGAUCAUUAUUUUAAAAACAACAUUAUCCAAAAUGAAAGCGAGUUUAGAUAAUUAAAAAGAUAAACAGCACUCUGUGGAAAAUGUGUUUGUUAUAUAGACAGCUAUUUGUUUAUUAUUUUGUUGCAAGCGGCUGUUUAAGACGGAAGGGAUAGCAGCUUAUACUGGAAGUUAAUUAAUUAGAAGAUGAGCUAAUAUCUUCAUGAAGAAUGACGGCUAUUUCACAAUGUUUAGAUGAAGAACUUGAAUCAACAAAAUCGCAGUGCUUUGUUUCUAGAGAUAUUGCCCAUACCAAUAAAUGUACAGAAGGAUGGAGGUACGGUACUUGUAUUUUGCGAUCACACUCUGGUGUAUAGGAUUAGAUUUUAAAUUACUUAUAUAUAAGCCACAUUUAGAGCAAAACAGCAGACAGUCUAUGGUAGUUAACAGAAUUAUAGAGAUAAAGUCAAAGGUGAAUUUCGAAGCAAUUGAGGAAAGAAAUACGCAAAGGAUUCAAACUUUGAGGACAUCCUGUAAAGCUUUAGGUUAUUUAGGAGACUAUUCAAGUGGAAUUUCUACAUCUGUGAUUUCCGGUAUACGAGCACAUAUUUCCCCGGCUUUAGAUGUUUUGUUUUGCCGCGUGAAUAAAUGCGGUUCCACUUUAGCAUUAGAAGUUAUGAGGCGCGUGUUUGACUGUGACACUGAUUGUCUCGUGGAUAUAGCAAUGAAUGUCAAAAGUAGCAGAGAACUGGCAAGAAAAGUUUUCGAAAAAGCAUUUUCGUUUAUGAUUGCCCGCGAGCCUUAUGGUCGUUUAUUUUCCUCUUAUGGAAACCUUUUCUACUUGCCAAAGGAAGAUUGGAUUUCUAGAGCGGUAAAAAUAAUAAAACAAGUAAGAAAACAUCCCUCUGAAGAGAGCCUACAAUUCGGUCAUGAUCUUACAUUUUUUGAACUCAUUAAAUACAUUGUGCACAACUACGAAAAUGAUUCAUACAUUGACCCACAUGUACGGCCAAUGCAUCACGCAUCAUGCAACCCAUGUUCGUAUAGAUUUGAUUUCUUAGCUAAAAUAGAAACUUUAUCGUCUGAUUUAGAAUAUCUAUUACACGAUUGGCAUUCAAAACAUGUAAUAAAUGAAUACCCAUCAAACAUCAUUGCAGAUGUCAAAGACUGGACAACUUGGGGCCCGCUGAAGCAUUUCUAUAGUACGAUAAAUCUGACAGUUAAUUCAAGUAUUCCUUUAAAUAAAAUGUACCUUAGGACGUGGACAUAUUAUCAAAUGAAAGGCCUUGUUUCUAAACAGAUUGACAUGCCAUUCCGCGAUUCUGAACUUUGGUAUAUAGAUUUCAAUAUUUAUCGCAGAAUACUGACCAAUGCAAUGAAAUUGUCUGAAUCAGACAGGAAAAACGUUGAAAAUCAGCGGCUAGAAGCGAUGAAACAGGCCUAUUCGACUGUUCCAAUGGAAUAUAUGGAAAGACUGGUCAAUGUUGUGAAAGACGACUGUUUGCUAUUUGGCUAUGAAGAGAGACCUGCAUUUUUAUUUGACAGAUCGACUGAAGAUAAAACUGACUUUGAUUAUUUCAAAGCGUUGUAGCAUUAUGUCACACUAGUUUAACGUUUGAACAGGACUGUUGAUAUAACUGUGAUUUCUCUAAUGAUACAGUAGACAACGGUUCAUUUAUAUAAUGCUUGAAAACAGUAUUACAAUAUAACACUUC
Molecule: messenger RNA, 1821 nt
Organism: Mercenaria mercenaria
Lineage: Eukaryota; Metazoa; Mollusca; Bivalvia; Venerida; Veneridae
Exons: 5
Coding region: 426-1697 (423 amino acids)
Biological process (GO): carbohydrate biosynthetic process
Cellular component (GO): membrane
Molecular function (GO): sulfotransferase activity
Source: RefSeq, a predicted model, not a curated record